AUGUUUACUCUUCGACGUCGAGCUCCCUUGCGCACACUCGCGUCGCUCAGACGCUUGGUAUCGACUCUUCCAAACAAUGAACAUAUUCGAGUAUUCAAGGAUUCAGCAUCAACCUCGAGCAUUCUCACCUACCUAGAAAGCGAUCCUCCGUCAAGGCGCCUGGCCAUUGGCACGACUACUGAGGUGCCCCCUACGCCUCGCAGCUUCACUGAGAACAAGCACUUUUUACAGAUUCUUGAUGAAGUGCUUCGUGAAUUCGGUCAUCUGGACGAAGAUGUCACUAGCCAAGCCCGCGCGCUUGUCACUCCUCCUUCUUUCCAGUUCAGCCCCGGAGGUGGCAACCCCCGUCGCAAGGGUGCCCGUUCUGAGCCGCAAGGGGCGAGCGGACAGGGCGGCGCCGGCGGGGCAGGUAUCGGCUCGUUUGUUCAUCUCGGCGACCGCAGACACCCGCCCGAGUUUGGUAGGAUCGCCUGGCCCGAGGACAUACUAGGAAGUGUCGAGGUCAACAACUCGGGUGAGGUCUCAGGCAAGCUGGAGCCUAGUGGCACCUACCGGCCAGUGACGAACGACGGCAUCUUGGGCUUGAGCCCCUUUAUACGAGAGAAGUUAAUAGAGCGCCUCAAGAAGGAGGAGGCCAAUGAACGGAGGUAG
Cordyceps fumosorosea ARSEF 2679 is the source of this 651-nucleotide messenger RNA. RefSeq lists its product as hypothetical. The coding region runs from base 1 to 651 and encodes 216 amino acids. The record is from RefSeq and is a predicted model, not a curated record. The transcript has 3 exons. Lineage: Eukaryota; Fungi; Ascomycota; Sordariomycetes; Hypocreales; Cordycipitaceae.